GCGAUCACUGCCUGUAGAAACCUGUCAGCUGGUCCAGUGGGACGAAUGCAGUGAUUAAUGGAUGCCUGGGAGUUGAUGUACAUAUAUAUUCAGAAAUGUUUUGCCACCUGAGACCUGUGAGAAGGUCAUGUCUAGAGAAGAUAUUUCCACACUGGUUUCUCUCCUCAAGAGCUUUAUCAGGAGCUGAAGCAGUCAAUGCCUUGAGGCCAUUCUAUUUUGCAGUACAUCCAGAUUUCUUUGGACAGCACCCCAGAGAAAGGGAAGUCAAUGAAAAUUCUCUUAAGAGAUUAAGUGUCUACUUAGAAAACCUCCAGAAACCAGGCUUCAAGUCUUUGAAACCAACUCAGCUUACAUUUUAUGUAAGAGAAACAGAGCAGAAUUCCUCUGAAGGCCAGGAACCCUUUAGCACUUCCGGAUUUCGAGCAGUCAAAUUUACUUUGCACACCAGAGAUCUGCUAAGCACAGUAUUAUAUAUUCUCAACUCCUGCAGUUUAUCUAUUGAACAUAUCCAAAGCUUGAAUACUAAUGUGCAUUCCCAGCCUCUCAAGGAGGCUAAAAGGAUGUCUGACAGGCCCAUCAAGUGGGACAAAUCUUAUUACUACUUUACUGGAUUCAAGGACCCUCAUGAAGACCUCGAACAAGUCUCGAGAAUGGAAACAACGUUAACAUCCUGGCUAGAUAACAAUGGGAAAAGUGCAGUUAAAAAACUGAGGAACAGUUUGCCACUUAGAAGAGAACUAGAUCGUUUAAAAGAUGAUCUGUCUCAGCAGCUGCAGCUCUCAGACAUCAGGUGGCAGAGGAGCUGGGGUAUCGCCCAUCGCUGUAGCCAGCUUCAUAGUUUAGGCCGCUUAGCACAGCAGAACUUGGAAACACUUAAAAAUGCAAAAGGAUGUACAAUAAUAUUUACAGACCGAUCCGGGAUGAGUGCAGUGGGCCAUGUGAUGCUAGGAACAAUGGAUGUCCAUCAUCACUGGACAAAACUUUUUGAAAGGUUACCAAGUUAUUUUGACCUUCAGAGGAGGCUGAUGCUUUUAGAAGACCAAAUAAGCUACCUCCUCGGAGGUAUACAAGUGGUUUAUAUCGAGGAAUUGCAACCAGUAUUGACGCUUGAAGAAUAUUACUCUCUUCUUGAUGUGUUCUAUAAUAGACUGGUGAAAAACAGAAUACCCUUUCACCCUCGAAGUCUGCGUGGUUUACAGAUGAUCCUUAACAGUGACAGAUACGCUCCAAGCUUGCAUGAACUCGGGCACUUUAACAUCCCAAGUCUCUGUGACCCAGCAAACCUCCAGUGGUUUAUCCUUACCAAAGCCCAGCAGGCAAGAGACAACAUGAAAAGAAAAGAAGAGUUAAAGGUUAUUGAAAAUGAAUUGAUACAGGCUUCAACGAAAAAAUUUUCUCUGGAAAAGUUUUAUAAGGAGCCCAGCGUUUCUAGUAUACAAAUGGUGGAUUGUUGUAAGAGACUUCUAGAACAGUCACUGCCUUACCUACAAGGGAUGCACCUCUGCAUUUCACAUUUUUAUUCUGUUCUUCAAGAUGGAGACCUUUGUAUUCCUUGGAAUUGGAAGGAUGGAGAAGCCAUUAAGUAA
Neomonachus schauinslandi (Hawaiian monk seal) is the source of this 1586-nucleotide messenger RNA. It is a transcript of the gene TCAIM, whose product is annotated as T cell activation inhibitor, mitochondrial. NCBI's taxonomy places the organism in Eukaryota, Metazoa, Chordata, Mammalia, Carnivora, Phocidae. Gene Ontology annotation, cellular component: mitochondrion. The transcript has 11 exons. The record is from RefSeq and is a predicted model, not a curated record. The coding region runs from base 96 to 1586 and encodes 496 amino acids.